CAGCUUUCGGUUUUUUAUAUCAUUACGAACUUCGGUAAUAUGCAUUAUGAUGCGUUUUGUUUAGCUUAUAGGCGUAACUGAGUGUCUCUUUAUAUUCUGUAUAAAAUGCGGCGAAACGGGAGCUACUAAAAAAAAUUAUUCAUGUUAGUGGCGUCCACUGAAGUUGCAACAAACAUCGAGUAUCGAUGCAGACGAGGGUGGGAUUUGUGUUGUUUCAAAAGUUGAGGUUAUAAGUAUUUUCGGAAUUGUUCGAAGAAAGUAUUGAAAAAGCAAUGUCGCUGUGCUAUUUAGGGCCAACAGCGUGGCGUACAUUUCCCACUUACGUUUUUUGUGUUUCUAAAAGACAUUAUUGUGCAUCGAAGUUGAAACCACUGCUAUGUACCCCAUCCUGGUGUAAACAAGGAGUACCGGCGUUUACGUCGGCCGCUAAAAGUGAAAUAAUUGUGAAACUCUGUAGUCCGAAAAGCGUUUGGUGUGCACAAAAACGAUCAUUACAUUUAAGCUCCAAUCUAAGCGCGAAACGCCCAUAUGAAGUGAACACUGAUAUUCAGAAGGAUGUGAUAUUAUUUAGACACCUAAACCCCAGGUGGUAUACGGUUCUUAAUUUAUUUGCAGUCUGUCAGUUUUGUUUCUGGAUGUAUUCUGCUCAUUUAGGAUAUACACUACUGAAAGAUGCGCCGGUGAAAGCGGAUGUGAAUGAAGAUCUCCCCUUCUGGAGGAGGGUUAAUUUAGGAGAGAAGAAAUAUAGACUUGGAUUUACUCUACUUUCUAUAUUCGUAGGUUUAACUUUGAUGACAACCACUUGCUUGUAUACAGCAAAAUCAGUUAAGUAUCUUAUAUUACGGAAAGGGGGAAGGAGCAUAACAAUUGUUACACAUGGACCAUUUGGAAGGAAUAUUUCACGUACAGUGGAUCUUGCAAAUGUCAGUUGUCCAGCUAGCCGCGGGAGUGCUAAAGGGCAGCUGCCAAUCAAAGUGAAAGGAAACUAUAUUCAUUAUGUAUUAGACAUGAGAGGAGAAUUUACCAACCCUCAGCUUUUUGAUUACACUGCAGGCUUGAAAAGAAAUUUGUAAGCUAUGUAUUUACUUGAGGCAAGGUUUUUCAAAUGCAAAUUUUUGCAGCAACUGUCAAUUUUAUGACCAGUUUAUGCUCAUUCCUCAACAUCACUUGUUUUCUUUGUGUAUGUGCUCUUCAGUGUAUUUUUGCAACUAAGUUAAUGAUUUUUCACCCACCAAGAACGAGGAAGGAAAUCAGCUGUGUCCUUUUCAAAAGAACCAUCCAUCAGCUUGUCUUAACUGAUCAAGGUAAGCCUUGAAAACUUAAAUGUAGAUAGGGAUUUGAACCUCCACUUGUCCUGAAUGUGACACCGUGAGUGUAAUACAAGAGAAAGCAAAGUAUAUUUUGCUGUAUCAUAUUAAACUAUAAAAUAUUUCAUUAGUUACUAAUAGUUUUUGAUGUUAUUACUAUUUUCUGAUGUUAAUGUGCUGCAUCAAUGAUUGUCAGUGGGAUAAAUGAUCAUUUGGGUAAAAAUGCA
Messenger RNA from Schistocerca americana (American grasshopper), 1534 nucleotides. Its product is annotated as transmembrane protein 223. NCBI's taxonomy places the organism in Eukaryota, Metazoa, Arthropoda, Insecta, Orthoptera, Acrididae. The transcript is spliced from 3 exons. Gene Ontology annotation, cellular component: mitochondrion. The record is from RefSeq and is a predicted model, not a curated record. Gene Ontology annotation, biological process: nervous system development. The coding region runs from base 273 to 1073 and encodes 266 amino acids.